CAGUGAUGCCUGACCAUGACAGCACAGCCCUCUUAAGCAGGCAAACCAAGAGAAGAAGAGUUGACAUUGGAGUGAAAAGGACGGUAGGGACAGCAUCUGCAUUUUUUGCAAAGGCAAGAGCAACGUUUUUUAGUGCCAUGAAUCCCCAAGGUUCAGAGCAGGAUGUCGAGUAUUCAGUGGUGCAGCAUGCAGAUGGGGAAAAGUCAAAUGUACUCCGCAAGCUGCUGAAGAGGGCGAACUCAUAUGAAGAUGCCAUGAUGCCUUUUCCAGGAGCAACCAUAAUUUCCCAGCUGUUGAAAAAUAACAUGAACAAAAAUGGUGGCACAGAGCCCAGUUUCCAAGCCAGCGGUCUCUCUAGUACAGGCUCAGAAGUACAUCAGGAGGAUGUAUGCAGCAACUCUUCAAGAGACAGCCCCCAAGAGUGUCUUUCCCCUUUUGGCAGGCCGUCUAUGAGCCAGUUUGAUGUGGAUCGGUUAUGUGACGAGCACCUGAGAGCUAAACGCGCCCGGGUUGAGAAUAUAAUUCGGGGUAUGAGCCAUUCCCCCAGCGUGGCAUUAAGGGGCAAUGAAAAUGAAAGAGAAAUAGCUCCGCAGUCCGUAAGUCCCCGAGAAAGUUAUAGAGAAAACAAACGCAAGCAAAAGCUGCCGCAACAGCAGCAGCAGAGUUUCCAGCAGCUGGUUUCGGCAAGGAAAGAGCAGAAGCGAGAGGAGCGCAGACAGCUGAAGCAGCAGCUGGAGGACAUGCAGAAGCAGCUGCGCCAGCUGCAGGAGAAGUUCUACCAGAUCUAUGACAGCACUGACUCUGAAAAUGAUGAAGAUGGCAACCUGUCUGAAGACAGCAUGCGCUCCGAAACCAUGGACGCCAGGGCUGGCGACUCUGUCGGCAGGUCAGACAAUGAGAUGUGUGAGCUGGACCCAGGGCAGUUCAUUGACCGGGCGCGGGCCCUCAUCCGGGAGCAGGAGAUAGCAGAGAACAAACCAAAAAGAGAAGGUCCCAAGGAGAAGGAGCAAGGGCCGAACACCUUCCAUCCAGAAGGCAAACAUUUGGCCGAGACGCUGAAGCAGGAGCUGAACACCGCCAUGUCGCAGGUUGUGGACACGGUGGUUAAAGUUUUUUCAUCCAAGCCCUCCCGCCAGCUUCCUCAGGUCUUCCCGCCUCUCCAGAUGCCGCAGGCGAGGUUUGCUGUCAACGGGGAGAACCACAACUUCCACACAGCCAACCAGCGCCUGCAGUGCUUUGGGGACGUCAUCAUUCCCAACCCCCUCGACACCUUCGGCAGCGUCCCCAUGCCCGGCGCCACCGACCAAACCGAGGCGCUGCCCCUUGUCGUCCGCAAAAACUCCUCCGACCAAUCCGCCUCGGCCCCACCGGCCGGCGGCCACCACGCCUCCUUGCACCAGUCCCCACUCUCGGCCACCGCCGGCUUCUCCACCUCCUCCUUCCGCCACCCCUUCCCGCUGCCCCUCAUGGCCUACCCCUUCCAGAGCCCCCUGGGUGCCCCGUCGGCCUCCUUCCCGGGGAAAGAGCGCGCCUCCCCUGAGUCCCUUGACCUGACCCGGGAGACCACCAGUCUGAGGACCAAGAUGUCGUCGCACCACAUGAACCACCAUCCCUGCUCACCAGCCCACCCCCCCAGCGCUGCCGAGGGCCUCUCCUUGUCCCUCAUAAAGUCCGAGUGCGGGGACCUGCAAGACAUGUCUGAUAUCUCGCCCUACUCGGGAAGUGCAAUGCAGGAAGGCUUGUCACCGAAUCACUUGAAAAAGGCCAAGCUCAUGUUCUUUUACACCCGGUACCCAAGUUCCAAUAUGCUGAAAACUUACUUCUCAGAUGUAAAGUUCAACAGAUGCAUUACCUCUCAGCUCAUCAAGUGGUUUAGCAAUUUCCGUGAGUUUUACUACAUUCAGAUGGAGAAGUAUGCGCGGCAAGCCAUCAACGACGGGGUCACGAGCACUGAGGAGCUGUCUAUAACCAGAGACUGUGAGCUGUACAGGGCCCUGAACAUGCACUACAAUAAAGCAAAUGAUUUUGAGGUUCCAGAGAGAUUCCUGGAAGUGGCUCAGAUCACGUUACGGGAGUUUUUCAAUGCCAUUAUCGCAGGCAAAGAUGUUGAUCCUUCCUGGAAGAAGGCCAUAUACAAGGUCAUCUGUAAGCUGGACAGUGAGGUCCCCGAGAUUUUCAAAUCCCCAAACUGCCUACAAGAGCUUCUUCAUGAGUAG
Messenger RNA from Colius striatus (speckled mousebird), 2216 nucleotides. It is a transcript of the gene PROX1, whose product is annotated as prospero homeobox 1. NCBI's taxonomy places the organism in Eukaryota, Metazoa, Chordata, Aves, Coliiformes, Coliidae. Gene Ontology annotation, biological process: regulation of transcription by RNA polymerase II. The record is from RefSeq and is a predicted model, not a curated record. The transcript is spliced from 4 exons. Gene Ontology annotation, molecular function: RNA polymerase II cis-regulatory region sequence-specific DNA binding; DNA-binding transcription factor activity, RNA polymerase II-specific. Gene Ontology annotation, cellular component: nucleus. The coding region runs from base 6 to 2216 and encodes 736 amino acids.